This is a messenger RNA of Penicillium nucicola, 207 nucleotides long. RefSeq lists its product as uncharacterized. Lineage: Eukaryota; Fungi; Ascomycota; Eurotiomycetes; Eurotiales; Aspergillaceae. The transcript has a single exon. Bases 1 to 207 code for a protein of 68 amino acids. The record is from RefSeq and is a predicted model, not a curated record.
AUGCAUCUUCUUGGUUUUCUAGCAAUUGCUUUGUUCGGCACUACUUUUGCCCUGCCUGCUGAGGGUUCCGGCACUUCUUCUGAUCUCGCGGGUCCAAGUUCGACUUCCGUUUCAUGGAGCAGUACAUUUCCUACGCCUAGAGAGCCGAUUCCUGUUGGUAUCAAGCCUCGCCCUACUGCCUCGUCGGUAGCUUCCGAUCAGGCCUAG